Mauremys reevesii (Reeves's turtle) is the source of this 869-nucleotide messenger RNA. RefSeq names its product outer dense fiber of sperm tails 1 (gene ODF1). The transcript has 2 exons. The coding region runs from base 116 to 727 and encodes 203 amino acids. The record is from RefSeq and is a predicted model, not a curated record. Gene Ontology annotation, cellular component: outer dense fiber. Lineage: Eukaryota; Metazoa; Chordata; Testudines; Geoemydidae.
GCAGUUAGUUUUUUAAAACUAACUUCUGGCCAGAGCUUGCAAGACAAUUUUUUCCCACACGAGUGCAAGUUAUCAAAAGUUGUACUCGUACGCUAAUAUGGUUUAAAGCUUUAAGAUGUCUUUGUGCUGUCGCUUUUUGGAAGAUGCCAAGCGAGAUUUGAGAAAGGCAGACAGAGAAAUAAGGAGACAGAUAAGGCUGAUGGACCUGCAUCCACAUUACCUAUGUGAUAUGCACCUGCAUCCACACUGCCUGUGUGAUAUACACCUGCAUCCACAUUGUGGGUGUGAAAUACACCCAUAUCCACAUUGCCUGUGUGCUAUACACCCACACUGCCAUCCACCAUCAUGCCUCACAGUUUGGGAGAAGAAAGCCAUUAAAGCAAAACUGGAGGCAGAGCGAGAAAUGGACAGCAUACGAAGAAGAGUUAAUAGGAUGUUGAACUCAUGCCAUGACCAUAAGCUUUUAGCUCUGAUGGAUGUUAAGGGGUUUGACCCAGAGGAAGUUACAGUGAAGGUGAAAGAUGGGAAGGUUAAAGUGUCAGCUGAACACGAGGAGGAGCAUAGGACCCUAAGAGGGAAGGAAUACAACUACACAAAUCUUACCAAGGAGAUCAGCUUGCCUCCAGGGGUACAUGAAGAGGAGGUGAUGUACACUGUAGGACCUAACAGUUUGGUGAAGAUUGAAACUCCACGCAAGUGUUUCCCUUGCCUCCUGAGUCUAAUUUGAAGACGGUGGCUCUGAGCAGCAGUAGUACUGUAUAUGUACAUAGUACAAGCAACUCCUCCAGUGUUUUUUAACUCUACCUUUUAAGCAUAAGUUGGCAACUGUUCUGACCAGUUUAGAAACAAACGAUAGUGCUGCAAAACUA